This is a messenger RNA of Arachis stenosperma, 1638 nucleotides long. RefSeq lists its product as uncharacterized. Gene Ontology annotation, biological process: DNA integration. Lineage: Eukaryota; Viridiplantae; Streptophyta; Magnoliopsida; Fabales; Fabaceae. Bases 1 to 1638 code for a protein of 545 amino acids. The transcript has 2 exons. The record is from RefSeq and is a predicted model, not a curated record. Gene Ontology annotation, molecular function: RNA-DNA hybrid ribonuclease activity; nucleic acid binding.
AUGGCGGAUUUUUUAGUUGAAGCAACGGGAGACCCAGGCAAAGACAUGGGAACACGGUGGACGCUCCAUGUGGACGGAGCCUCCAACCAGACCUUUGGAGGUGCCGGGAUCAUCCUGGAAAGCCCGAUUGGGGUCGUAUACGAGCAGUCGAUUAGAUUCGAGUUUCCCAUCUCGAACAACCAAGCGGAAUACGAAGCCCUCAUAGGAGGCUUAGCCCUAGCGGCAGAGAUCGGCGCGAGAAGGCUGGAUAUAUGCAGCGAUUCCCAAGUCGUCACUUCCCAAGUAAACGGUAGCUACCAGACCAAAGACCCCUUGCUACAAAAGUACUUGGAAAAGGUUAAAAGCUUGAGUCAAAAGUUCGAAGAGAUCACGGUUCAUCAUGUACCCAGAGAAAGAAACACACGGGCAGACCUCCUAUCAAAGUUGGCCAGCACAAAGCCAGGGGAGAGCAACCGAUCUCUCAUCCAAGGCAUGACAAGAGAGCCAGCAAUCACACUGCACGUAACGAGCCUAGGUUCUUCAUGGCUAGACCCCAUCAUCCACUUCCUAGAACACGGCCAAGUCCCUGGCGAUGAAAAGGACGCGGCGAAGUUAAGGAGAGAAGCGGCCAAAUACGCCGUCAUCCAAGGACAGCUAUUCAAGAAAGGGCUCAGCCAACCCCUACUGAAGUGCCUGCGCCCCGACCAGACGGACUACGUCCUCAGGGAAGUCCAUGAGGGCUGCUGUGGGCACCACAUCGGAGGCAAAGCCCUAGCGAGGAAAUUAAUCCGAGCUGGAUACUACUGGCCGUCGAUGAUGGCAGAUUCCAAAGAGUUUGUCAAAAGGUGUGUGAAGUGCCAGCAGAACGCCAACUUUGCCAGGGCGCCGGCCUCAGAGCUAAGCUUGCUAACGACCUCCUGGGCAUUCGCUCAGUGGGGAGUCGACCUCUUAGGACCCUUCCCGGUCGGCCAUGGGCAGGUGAUAACACGAUUCGGGAUACCGGAAGUCGUCAUCUCGGACAAUGGUACACAGUUUACUGACAAAAAGUUCACAGAAUUUCUCAACGGCCUGGGUAUAAGGCAAAGGUUCUCUUCGGUAGAACACCCUCAGACGAACGGACAGGUAGAGUCCGCCAACAAGGUUAUCCUUUCAGGGCUAAAGAAGAGGCUGGACAACAAAAAGGGUGCCUGGGCUGACGAGCUAGCAUCGGUCCUCUGGUCUUACCGAACAACCGAGCAAUCCUCCACCAAGGAAACCCCUUUCCGACUAACGUACGGGGUGGAUGCAGUAAUACCCGUAGAGAUCAGUGAACUGAGUCCGCGGUUGCUUUUAAAAGGAGUAGAGGAAACCGUGGAAAAGGACCUGAUAGAUGAAGCUCGGGAAAUGGCCCAUUUGACAGAAACGGCGCUGAAGCAAAGAAUGGCUCUACGCUACAACACCAUAGUGCUCAAAAGGGAGUUCGAGCCAAACGACCUCGUCUUAAGGCGAAAUGAUAUCGGCCUGCCGACCCCUGGAGAGGGCAAGCUAGCGGCAAACUGGGAAGGCCCCUACAGAGUCAAAAAGGUGAUGGGGAAAGGGGCCUUUAAGUUAGAAAAGCUUGACGGCAAGGAGGUCCCGAGGACAUGGAACGUGGACAACCUUAGAAGAUUCUACUCCUAG